GAGAACCGUGUGACGGUACACGCGAAGAAGGAGACAACGACCGAUGGUGGGAAGUGUAGUCGGGAGUUCUGUCGUAUGGUGCAGCUGCCGAAGAGUAUUGAUGAUAGUCAACUGAAAUGUCGCAUGACAGAUGUAAGUUGUUGAGCUGACGACUGUGGUUGGUGGUGGUGGUUUUGUGUGUGUUGUAUUUUCAGUUGUUUGCAUUCCGAAUCAUGUUAGAAUAGUUGGAAGUCUCGUUUCAUCUUGUUCUGUGCGUUUGUUUGUCUAUCCGUUUCAGGAUGGUGUUUUGAUGUUAGGCUCAGUGAAGGUUGAUCAGAACCAGUCGUUGACGCUGAACGAGUCUGGUCAGGUGGGUGUUCGACCGAAAUCGGACAAUCAGAUUAAGGCAGUUCCUGCGUCUCAAGCACUUGUUGCAAAAGGUGUUCAUGGUCUGUCGUAUGUGGAUGAUGGUUCAGGUGGCAAGCGAUUGCAUGUUGAGGUUCCAGUGGACCCAGUGUACAAGCCUGAAGACUUGUGUGUGAAUGUUGAUUCGAAUCGUGUUGUGGUUAGUGGACGUCAUCAUAAGCAGAAGAGUGGUCAAUAUGGAAAGUCAAGUUCAUUUGCAGAGUUCAGUCAGUCGUAUGCGAUUCCCGAGACAGUUGAUCCGUUAUCUGUUUCUGCUCAGGUAGUUGGCAAUACAUUGGUAUUGGAGGCGCCAUUGGAGAAGCAACAUGCAAUUACUCACUAGAAGAGAAUAUGUUUUACUAAACUAAUCGUUGCUUAAUGUUAAAAUAUUGAUGUGAUUUUUCUGAAUAAAUAUUUUUGAAUGCAUUCGAUCCCAUGUUAUUUAUUUCGUGAUCAGCGUAUUCAGUUGACUUGUUGAACGUUUACUUUCUGGUGUGCGGUUGGUAAGACGAUAGUUUGGUUUUGAUUUACAUGUUGUUCCUGCGUUCAGAUUCUGUGAAAUUGAUUUUCAUUGGGAUUUUCGUGACUGCAUGCUUGUUAAUGUUGUGAAUGGAGCGUGGACGUGGAGUAAUAGAUAGACGGUUGAUGAGUGUGUAGGUAUCACUUCACGACUAAAUAUUAUCAUUGCUCUUUGAGUAGACUUCUCACUAGGACUAUUCGUAAGUACCACUUCUUCCCAUUUGUAAUGAAUCAAUAAUUACUGAAGCGUAAUACGGAUUUAAAAAUGGACCUCAUUAAUAAACGCGAAUACGUUGUCACGAUCUAUAAAAUCCAGGCCAAAGAU
Messenger RNA from Schistosoma haematobium, 1228 nucleotides. Its product is annotated as Heat shock protein. Lineage: Eukaryota; Metazoa; Platyhelminthes; Trematoda; Strigeidida; Schistosomatidae. The coding region runs from base 290 to 727 and encodes 145 amino acids. The record is from RefSeq and is a predicted model, not a curated record. The transcript is spliced from 2 exons.